CUUAAAUUCUACAAACUCAGUCAGAGAAAAGAGUGGUUGUUCUUCAGGAACAAUGGUUAUUUCCUCGAAUUCAUGUCUGGGCUUUAUCUGUUUAUUGUUAUGCCACUGGAUCAGGAUGGCAUCAUCCCUGAACCUUGAAGAUCCCAAUGUGUGUAGCCACUGGGAAAGCUACUCCGUGACUGUGCAAGAGUCAUACCCACAUCCUUUUGAUCAAAUUUACUACACUAGCUGCACUGACAUUCUGAACUGGUUUAAAUGCACGCGGCACAGAAUCAGUUAUCGGACUGCCUAUCGACAUGGAGAGAAAACUAUGUACAGGCGCAAGUCCCAGUGUUGUCCUGGAUUUUAUGAGAGCAGGGAAAUGUGUGUCC
This is a messenger RNA of Odocoileus virginianus texanus, 371 nucleotides long. NCBI's taxonomy places the organism in Eukaryota, Metazoa, Chordata, Mammalia, Artiodactyla, Cervidae. The record is from RefSeq and is a predicted model, not a curated record.